CAUCGCAGAGUCAACAGUAUCAACAGACUCAUCACUAAUAGCCCUAGGAGACUCAUCACCAACUUCUUCCGUCCCGAUGGGACUACCUACCUAGAGUACCCUACCAUUUUGAACUUUGACCUUCAGAUGAGCAUGCUAUUCAACCAGCCAUUCCAGCCUGUUCAUCUCGACUUUCGAGGUUCAUACGCUUUUCCGCGCCUUGGACCAUAGACUGUCCUUGCACUCGUUCCCUCAUCAAUUCUUUGCUUACUUUAUCCGACCAAGAAACCGGCAACAUCAUUCAACAUGGACGCCCUCGCAUCUCAACCGCCGGUGUGCUCUUCGACCACCAGAUUGCCAGAUAGCCAACGACAUCAGAUCAAAGUGGCUAUCAUCGGCGGCGGCAUCUGUGGCACUGCCCUCGCAGCCGGCCUGCUAGAAUCCAGGUACAUAGACUGUCACAUUUACGAGAAGGUGCCUAUGUACCGUGACGUGGGGGCUGGUCUGUCCCUCCACAAGAACGCCAUUGGCGCGAUGAAGCUCAUAAAUCCGGAGCUCUUCAAUGCCUAUCAGAAGAAGGCCGUGGACAUCGCCCAGGAGAAUCAGGAGAUGGCGACCGAAGUCAUCCUGGCAGCGGGGAAACAUAAGGGUCUCAAGGUUGGCGAGCUCGGUCGUGCCAGGGGACGCAAGUCCGUCAGUCGCGCCGACCUUCUAGAAGGAUUCCUUGAGCUGGUGCCCAAGGAGAACAUCAGUUUCGGCAAGCAGGUUGUGAAGAUCUGGGAAACCCAUCAUGGAAGCGAAAGGUCUCGCACAGAUUCGGUCGCACCCUGCACUGAGGAUUCCGGCGAGUAUGACCACCCCAUCCACAUCGAGUUUGCGGACGGCAGCCGCGCCCACGCCGACGUCCUCAUCGGCUGUGACGGAAUCCACUCGAGUGUGCGCGCCUAUCUCCUGGGCGAAGAUCACCCAGCCACAAAACCCAAGAAUCACGAUGGAUGGCAGAUCUAUCGCACCCUCAUCCCGACAAAGAAGGCGAUUGAGAAAUGGGGGGUUGACGAGAAGUUGACCCAAACUGUACCCAUUCUUCUCGGUCCCAACGGCCACAUCAACAUCAUCCCCAUGAAGAAUGGCAAAAUGCUCAGUGCCGGGGUAGCCGUUCGCGGCGCUGCUCGACCGGACACCGCUAUCGGUCCCUCCUCCGUCCCUGCCUCCGCCCCUGCCUCCACUUCAACUGUCCCUCCAACCCCUCCUGAUACUGAGAGCGGUGUAGUGCCGUGGGUGUGGUAUGCAGCUCUCAACAACACCACUGUUGGUGAUCUCUUCACUUACCGCACCAAUUCAUCUACUCCCGCGAAUCCAUCCCCAGCCCCCCCUGCCUAUCAGACCCAACCUCCCAACUCACUUCCGGGACAGGGCACACCAAAGCUCAACCCCUACCUCUACAAAGACUACACCCGCGAGGCCCAAAAGAUUGUCUGUAUGGUCGCCGCCGACACCUCCGCUUCCUGGGCCGUUGCCGACCACGACAAUGCUCCCUAUUACGCCCGCGGCUGCGUCGCCAUGGCCGGCGACGCCGCUCACGCCGCGCUUCCCUUUGCGGGCAACGGUGCGGCGCAGGCGCUCGAAGACGCGGCCGUCCUGGCCCAUCUGCUGAGGACGUACGUCCGCACCCCCGAGAUGGCAGAGACGGCGCUGUGGGCGUACGAGAAGGUGCGGAUGGAGCGGUCGCAGAAUGUGGUCGAGAUUGCGCGCCAGUACGGGCGGGUGUAUUCGUUCAAUCCGGUCCAGCACGAAGGGAAGUGGGCCAAGCUGCAUGAGAAGCCGGAGGUCAUGAUGCAAUGGUUCCGGCAGCAGGCCGCUGUUACGAAUGAGUUUAAUGUCGAGUUACAGAACGAGUGGGCGGAGAGGCUGUUUGUGACUGAGUUGGCACUGAGGGGGAGGGCGAGGAUGCAAAGUUCGGAGGCGGAGGGAAGUCAAGGAACUCACACGCAGCCAAAGACAAAGACGGAUGAGGUCAAGAAUGAGGAGGUAAGCAAUAUGCAGACUAUGGGCGAGGGCACGUCUCCGACAUCGACUUGGGUGUCGUUGGAGACGAUCAGAGGAGGAGAGGAAGGGGAGAAUGUGGAACGAAAGGAAGCGGGAGUUGUGGAUGGGGAAGAUGGGGAACAUGUGGAAAGGGAGGAAGCGAAUGAUGAUGAUAUGCACGAUAUGGAAAGUGUGGCAAGCUUCGGACAGGACAGCGAUUAUGACUUCGUUGACGAUUACAUGGAUGAUGCAGAUGACGAGCUGGAAGAUGAAGAGGAGGAUGGCUCGGAUCUUUAGUAAUGGGAGGGAAAUGAAAACGACGAAAAGGUUGAUGAAACAACAAGGCGAAGGAUUGGGAAGAUUGUCAUAUUGGAUGCUCGCCGGAAGAAGAACCGAGGACAGGGAAACAGCCUCGCAGUCUGGAAUAAAAACAGGACGUGAGUAGUGGUGGAUAACGACUGCGACGAAAACCUAAGCAGGAGGAUAUCAAGCUCAGGAUGUUCAUGGGCAUCAGAUUGAUCAACAUAUUACACCCGAUGGGGGACACAAGGAGGAUGGCUUUAAAUCAGAGCAAGGCGAAGCAUGUAAGAUUGUCUUGAUUGGAUGCUUGCCAGGAAGAAGGAACCGUUCUUUUGUCGAUAGUCUGAACAGAAAUAGAAAUAAG
Messenger RNA from Neurospora tetraspora, 2668 nucleotides. RefSeq names its product FAD/NAD(P)-binding domain-containing protein. The record is from RefSeq and is a predicted model, not a curated record. NCBI's taxonomy places the organism in Eukaryota, Fungi, Ascomycota, Sordariomycetes, Sordariales, Sordariaceae. The transcript has a single exon. The coding region runs from base 286 to 2301 and encodes 671 amino acids. Gene Ontology annotation, biological process: secondary metabolite biosynthetic process. Gene Ontology annotation, molecular function: FAD binding.